AUGCCUUUCGCGUGGAAAGCCGCAGGUCUUACCUACAACAAAUAUCUGUCCGUCGCGGCACGAGUUGUCCGACGAAGCUUGAAGGAGGACAAACGAUUGAUUGCUGAGCGGAGAGGAGAGAUGGAUCUCAAGUUCUCGAAAUGGAACAACGGCAAGCAGGGCGAGAGCAAGAGCCUCGCGGAGGCAAACAGUGCUUCGAUGGCAGAGGCUGGCUCGCAGUCAUCAUCUUAG
Messenger RNA from Amorphotheca resinae ATCC 22711, 231 nucleotides. RefSeq lists its product as hypothetical. The transcript has 3 exons. NCBI's taxonomy places the organism in Eukaryota, Fungi, Ascomycota, Leotiomycetes, Helotiales, Amorphothecaceae. Gene Ontology annotation, molecular function: proton-transporting ATP synthase activity, rotational mechanism. Gene Ontology annotation, cellular component: mitochondrial inner membrane. The record is from RefSeq and is a predicted model, not a curated record. Gene Ontology annotation, biological process: proton motive force-driven mitochondrial ATP synthesis. The coding region runs from base 1 to 231 and encodes 76 amino acids.